GUCUGGCAGACGCUGGACGACUGCUGAUCGUCACCCUUGACUUGUUGUCUGCGAAAAGGACUUGAUUAUGGCCUUUGACCUGGCUUUCAAACGGGUCGCUCGGCCAGUUGCUCCGCGUCGAGUCCCCAAGAAUCGCCGACUCUGCCUCUGUGCUCCAAAGAAACGCCGCGUUUUCUCUUGUUCUCUCGUCAGCCACCUCGCUGGCGAAGCUGUCUGGCAGUUCACACGAAAUCGAACGAAACUGACGCGAGUCGACGGCGAUUUCUCUCCGCUUCCCGACUUUCCUCGUUUUUCUUUCGACCUUCGCCUCUUCAGAGAACGGACGAAGUCUCUUCCGCUCCUUCUCCGGACCUCCGGGUGCCUCCGCUCGACCUUCUGCAUGUAGACAGCUUGCAGCAGCGAGGCACUGCCUUUUUCGGGCAGCUCUCUGCUCUUCUCGAAGGAUCUCAGCCACUCGGAGACGGCGCAGCAUCCGAAAGGCCGCGAAGAGGAGAAAAAACGCGUUCUCGAGAACCGCGAACGCGCUCUCCAGCGGCCAGACAGACAGGAGGGAAAAGAGAAGAAGAGAAAAGGCAACAGGGGGCACAAGGAAUGAAGGCGAAGACACGGAAAGAAGAAGAAGAGGGUCACCACCGGGUGUACGUCUUGAUGCCUCAGAUUACCGAAGAGGACAAAAACGAGGAAGGCUGUUGUCGUGUGCUUUGGACGUUUCUUGACGGUUCUUCCAGUUGUCGUUGAGCGAGAAAGACAGGGAAAACGAUCUGCGGAGAUCUGAAGAAAUCCUGUCGAAAAAUUAAUGUUCUUCUCGACGUAUCAGUUGCCUCACGACACCGUAGAGGUCUCUACCCUCCUCGGCGUUUCCACCUUUUCUUCUUCAUUCUUCCCUCCUAUUCUCUUCAGUCUCUCUCGUCCUCUGCUCUGCUACUUGCUGAUCUGGCUAUGCUGUCGAGUUGUUCGCUUCUUUUCUCUGUCGGUUCGCUUCCUUUUUGACCUGAGGUCUCUCCCCUUUUCUCUCGUUUUCCUUGUCUCCUUUCUUCGUCGAGGGGAUCAGUGUGGCAACAAGAUUUGCAGGGAGACACAGAGAGGUUUCUUUUCUCUCCUUCUUCCAGCAGAGAUCGUUCUCUUCUUUUCCUCUCCCUCCUCGAAUGGUCGUCGCCUCUCUUCUUUGUCUCCGUCCGAUUGUUUUACUUUUCGUCUCCCCUUUAAGAGAGAAAAGGCCUCCAGCUGAAGAGGAGUAUUCGCCGCCUCCACUCCCUUCUGCCUCCUUUCUCUUGGGUCCACCGAAGAAAGACGUCGCCUUUUAAAAACUCGAACCGGAAGCCUGGAAGGAAUUGCCCUCGUUCGGUUUAUCGCCGACCUCUCCUCCCGAUCGACAGAGAGAACAACAGGCUCAUGCGACAAUGUAGCGCACAGCCUUGAGAGCGAAGAGAGAGCAGGAGAGGGAGAGCACGAGAGAGAAGAAAAGGACAGAGAAGACGAGAAGAAGACGAGAAGAAGACGAGGGAGGAGCAGGACAGAGAAGAGAAGGAGAGAAGAAGAAGAGACAGCAUGCAGACAUUUAAGCAGUUUUGUACGAACUGGGUCGCCCCGGCGCUCCAGUUCGGCCAGAGGCAGUAUGUGAUUGGAACUCGGACUCUGCGAGAAGAGAGACAACUUUCUGAGGGUGGAUUCGGAUUCGUUUCCUGCGUCCGAGAUGUCUCCUCUGGAGAGACGUUCGCCUUGAAACGAAUUCUCUGUCAAGAGAAAGAACGCUACAGGGUGGCCCGUGCAGAGGCGAAACUCAUGGAGUCUUUGCCUCCCCACCCAAACAUUGUGGGGUUUUUCGGUGCAGCUGUCGAGACAGUGGCCGCUACGUCCACGACCGGCUCUGCUCGGGAGGUUCUUCUGCUCCUGGAACUGUGCGAGGGAGGCCAUCUCCUUGAUCUCCUCGACAGACAUAAUGGGUCUCUUAAAGAGGAGUGGAUUCUCCACAUCGUCAAGGAAAUCACAGCAGGCCUCGCGCAUUUGCAUUCGCAGCCGACGCCCGUCGCUCACCGAGACCUGAAAAUCGAGAACGUGCUCUGCUGCGAGAAAAACAGAGACUCUGAGGGACGCCGGGAGAGAGAAGACAAGCGCGGAGACAAAGGCGGCAGAGAAGAGAAGAGCGAGGAAAGAACUGGAGAGACCCCGGAGGGAAAGUCACCUCUCGAUUUCUCUUUUAAAUUGUGCGACUUCGGAAGCAGCAACACCCGCCAAGUCGACACAGCCUGCUGCUCCCGGGAGGAACUCCUCAGAACAGAGGACGAAAUCGAACGCAACACAACUCUCAUGUACAGGCCUCCAGAGAUGGUCGACGUCUACCGCGGUCUCCUCAUCGGGCCUCAGGCCGACAUGUGGAUGCUCGGGUGUAUUCUGUACACUCUUUGCUUCUUUCGGCACCCUUUUCAAGACGCGUCUUCUCUGGCGAUCGCCAACGCGAACUACACAGUUCCGAGCAACAAAUACAGCGAAGAGUUGAUCGACUUGCUUCACUGGCUUCUCUCUGCGGAUCCGAACGACCGCCCAACGUCUGCCCAGUUGCUGUCUCUUCUGGACUCCUCGUCGCUCGAAGAACGCAUGCGGGAGAGACGGCAGUGCAUGCGCGAGGGGAGACGAAGAGGAGACAAAGCUGGGCGGCGCCGCGCGGAGAAGAAGGAGAAGAAACCUUCUGGCGAUGCGGAAGAGAAACAGGGCAAGCAGAAAUCUGCCAAGUCCGACUUGUCUCACAGCAGCGACGAACAGUCUUUCGCCUUCCCUUCUUCUACACACUCGUCAGACGACCUCUUCUCAACUCUCGUCUCUAACGUCGCUCCUGCUUCCUCCAGCCCACAUUCGUCCUCGCCGUCUUCGACUUCUAACUCUUCUUCUUCUGCUACGAAUUCUUCUUCUUCUGUUACGAACUCUUCUUCUGCGACCAACUCUUCUUCUGCUACGAACUCUUCUUCGUCCUUUCUUCUUUCGGUUUUUGAAGGCAGUGACUCUGCCUGGUUUCCGUCGGAGGACUCUUGGCAACGAAAGACGCCGGGAGACAAAGAGACGUUUCCCUCAGGUUUCUCUGGACAGAACGAAGAAUCAUGGCAAGACAGCGCGAGUUUCUUCAGCUGGGGAGAGAACGGAGGCGGGCAGAGUGUCAAGCCAUCCGAAGACUUCUUCGGAGGAGACGCAGAUCCGUUCUUGAAGACAGAGCCUCUGGAGUGGGGAGAGCACACAGUCCCGAGCUUCCCUGGCUGGUGCGAAGACGAGAAGCCGGAAAAGCCAUCGGAGCUGGAGAACGACUCGUCGAAAGCGCCAAGCAGAAAGUCAAAGAAAGACUCAGAGUCGAAGAGCGAAAACGGCACCGCCGACGCGUGGAGAGAUCGAGGCUUCGCCGCUGGUGGCAACGGAAGUUCUUCUCUCGCAGCGUCUCCAUCUUGCUCCACUGCGGUCGACAUCUUCCACACUGUUUCCUCCAGCCCUUCUGUUUCGUCCAGCCAUUCUGCUUCGUCAUCUUCUUCCUCAAAGGCAACUCUGUCGUUGCCUGUCGCGUCUUCUCGAGGCGUUGAUGAUCUCACUCUGGAGCAGCCCCCGCGGAGUCGUUCUCAGCUCCUUUCCUCGCCGACCGCCGGCUAUAAUACGAGGCGCGUAUCGCAGGCGCCUUCUCCGUUCAACGCCAGAGCCGUGUCUCUUUCUUUUCCUCAGGGCGCGCCUCCUGCGGGGACUCGAGAAAGAUGCGAGAACGCCGAGGACGGCGGAGAGCGACAAAAGUUAGCAGGAGCCUCCCCUGCUCCCUUCGACCUCUUCGGCGACUUCUGCGCGACCUCCGCAGCUGCAGCCGCCGCACACCACAAGGCCGCGCAUGCAACGACCAGCCAGUGGAGUGCCUUCGCCCAGCCAAGAUAAGAAGGGAAGAGAUCGAAAAGAGGGGAGAUUCAGGGAGAAGAAGAAGAAGAAGAAGAGACGGGGAGCGGAGCAGAGAAAGGUGGAAGAGGGGAGCGAAGAAAGAGAAGAAUAAAACGGGAUGAUGCAUAGAUCACGAAUCCAGAACAAAGAGGAACUGCCGAGUGGAGGAAGAGUGUUUGCAAUGUCGGGGGAGGUAGUGGGUUUGAAGGGGGGCAUCAGAUGCAUGCGCACCAUGCCUGGGCGACGUUUGACGAACGAGGAUGCAUGCAGGUCCCUUUUCUUCGUUCUUUCCGACACCGAGGAUUUCAAUCGGCAGCGACGCUUUUGCUGCGAGUUCCGCGAGAUAUUUCGCAGGCGAAACGCCUGUGCAUUUGUGAUGUUCCGCGUCUCUCUGCUCUCUCUGCUUCAAGCCGCAUCUUCACAGAGCGCAAAAGAGCCUCAGGGAGGGAACGGAGACAGACGGCGUUUCCUCUGAGGCUUCCAGUCCCCACCCUUCCAACAGUCUCGACAUGCAGUCGUCCUUCCUCAGUGCGGUGUAUCGACCGCUGGGGCGUUGCAGUGGACGCGGGAGUCUCGAAGGAAACAACUGGAUGGAGCCCACCCUCGCCACUGUAGGAGAGAGACUCAUUUUCUGGGCAGGUUGUGCGUUUUCUCUUCCAUUCUGUCUGUCUAGACAGACCCAAAACGCAUGCGUUUUGCUCUCCCGCAUUCGCGGUUUCUGCGCUUCCUCAUCCGUCACCUUCCCUCUGCCUUCUCCUUCCCUUCUUCGGAUGUACGUACACCUCGCGAAAGAGGCAGGCCGGUUCGCACUCGUGCGACCGAGUCCAAGUUUUUCACCGCGUUACAAAUUGCAAAGAGGGAUUCCGAGAUGUGUACAAGCCAUCUUUUCUGAAGAGUUCACUGCAGAGAGGAGAACGUUUCUUGGGUCUGCACGAAGUUGAAAAGCAGUUGUUUUUCUCGUAUAAAAAUUCGCAGAACUUCGAGGAAGAAAGCGCGAACCAGCGACCACCGCGAGAUGCUCAACACACCUUCACAGGGAGUUUUCUUUUCGCAUCUUCUCUGCCUUUCGGGCAAAGGUCUCUCACGCCCGGGGGUCGCGCCUGGUGGAGGUGCGUCGCUUUUUAGGAGGAUGGCAGAUACGUUCUCCGCAACGGGCCUUCCAGAGCUUUGGCCUUUCGCUUUUGACUUGAGCAGGAUUGGACUUCGAGAACCACCAGUGCACCAGUUUUACACAGAGGGUCCGAAGUAAAACUUUUUCUCACAUUCGCUAGG
Messenger RNA from Toxoplasma gondii ME49, 5169 nucleotides. RefSeq names its product Tyrosine kinase-like (TKL) protein. The transcript has 9 exons. The record is from RefSeq and is a predicted model, not a curated record. Gene Ontology annotation, biological process: protein phosphorylation. NCBI's taxonomy places the organism in Eukaryota, Apicomplexa, Conoidasida, Eucoccidiorida, Sarcocystidae. Gene Ontology annotation, cellular component: cytoplasm. Bases 1549 to 3897 code for a protein of 782 amino acids. Gene Ontology annotation, molecular function: ATP binding; protein serine/threonine kinase activity.